AUGACUUCAACUGCAACUUUAGUCAAUUUACAUUGCAACAAAAACGGUACACCUGAUCUUAGUUUGAAACUUACAGCAACUGGGUUUGAAUCUUCUCAAUCUGUUGCUAAAAGAAACUUGGAACCAAUUGAAUCCAUUUGUGAACAGGUAUCAAAUUUACUUGACAAAGUCAAAUCGAUUGAUCAUAAGCUUGAGGAUGUAUCUAAUGAAGUAGUUGACUACAUUAACAAUAAAUCAUUGAAAGAAAAGGACAAUAUUCGUGUUCUAGAAGAAAUAGUUCAACAAUUGAUUGAUAGAGUGGAUGAAGAUUAUUUCGAUUUUUAUGGUAAACUAAUCAAACAUGUUGUUUUGAAUAUUAAUCCAAAAAUAAGUUAUAAUGUGAGCAGAUCACUGUCAUGCAAAGAAGGAGGAAAAGGAGUGGCGGGAGAGGAAGAAUAUUGUAAAGGUGAUAGACUAUUCAAGAAAAUAUUAUUUGAGAGGUUGGAAAAAGAACUUGAAGAUGGCAUGAAUCUAGAUCCAAUCUUAUUAUCAAAUGAAUUUUGUAACAAUGAAGGUGGGGAUGGUGAAUGUAAUCAAGAGGAAUUGAUGAAAAAUAAAAGGUUCCUAUAUUUGUUGAGCAAGGAAAAAAAUCAUUAUAUUGGACUUGUUUAUAUGAUGUGUGAAUCUUUGAAAUUAAAUAUUAAUGGUGGGGAAAUGGUUGAGUAUAAUUGGUCAAGAGACUCCAAAAUUAGAGCUAAAUUAUUGAAAUCUAAACGUGCUAGAAUAAUCAAUUUCAGGGAAUUCAGAAAUAUUAAAAAAGUUGGUAAAGGCUAG
Molecule: messenger RNA, 813 nt
Organism: Entrophospora candida
Lineage: Eukaryota; Fungi; Glomeromycota; Glomeromycetes; Entrophosporales; Entrophosporaceae
Source: the annotation of a GenBank genome assembly